Messenger RNA from Daphnia pulex (common water flea), 543 nucleotides. RefSeq lists its product as uncharacterized. Bases 77 to 415 code for a protein of 112 amino acids. The transcript has 3 exons. NCBI's taxonomy places the organism in Eukaryota, Metazoa, Arthropoda, Branchiopoda, Diplostraca, Daphniidae. The record is from RefSeq and is a predicted model, not a curated record.
ACGGGAAAUCAGUCUGAUUCAUUUAAUGAAAUCAAUAGAAAGUAUAAAAAGAGUACCUUUACAAUAAUAGUUGAAUAUGUCUCUUUUCUUCGCUCUAUACUUGAGCCUUUUCGUGUUGACGUUGUCGGCUGAUUCGGUCGCUGGCAUUUCCCUUCACCAACUGGAAAAUCAAAGACAUAGCAAUGUUGAAAUGAGGGAGCUUUUGGAAUCCAAAGAUAAUCAACAGAAAGCAUUGAAGCAAAAGAAUGAAAUUUUGCAAAACCUGGUGAUCACUUUGAAAAUCGAUGAUCAAAAUCAGAUGCAGUUUCUAUAUGAUCUGUUCGUAAAAGCAGGAACUACAGCGAAACCAAGGACCAUUACCGUCAAGCGAGCCCCAACUACCGCAAGGUCUCUUGGUGACAACAUCCCUGUUUAGCUAGACUCACCCUAGGCUCCAUUCUAUGCUAAUUCAUUUCACAUAAAUUUUACUAAAUUACAACUAAAAUUUUUUAACUCUAGUUGUAAAUUCAAUAAACGAAAAAAAUACAAUUAGAAAACUACAAA